AUGUCGAUUUUUUAUUCUUCUCUCUUCCUGAAUGCUGAUAAUGAUCCAGAAUUUUGGGAUGAUCAAUUAAGGGAAAUGGAACCUAAUCAAGUUUUAGAGCGCGUUAACAAUGAAAUUCAAUCUUCAGAAAGACACAUCAAAAAACAAGAGCCCAAGUCCAAAUCCAGCAAGAACGACAUUCUCGCUAACUUCUUUAGGUGA
Messenger RNA from Trichomonas vaginalis G3, 201 nucleotides. RefSeq lists its product as uncharacterized. The record is from RefSeq and is a predicted model, not a curated record. The coding region runs from base 1 to 201 and encodes 66 amino acids. The transcript has a single exon. Lineage: Eukaryota; Parabasalia; Trichomonadida; Trichomonadidae.